Molecule: messenger RNA, 5450 nt
Organism: Pseudo-nitzschia multistriata
Lineage: Eukaryota; Bacillariophyta; Bacillariophyceae; Bacillariales; Bacillariaceae
Source: the annotation of a GenBank genome assembly
CCAUCUCUUCACUUUUGACUGCUGUAUUGUCUGACAAUAAKAUACCAUCCAGAAAAUAUGUUUUUCUGAUUCUAUUCUGAAGCUCGAGGCUGUGUGCACUGGCAUUAUUGUCGUUAUCAUUGCAAAUGUCGUCGCUGGUCAGGAAGGUUUGGAGGAGUUCUUCGAGUGUCAUUUCGGAUGCGGUACUGUUCCGAUCGCGGUUUGUGGUUGCGAUUGUGGUUGCGGAAUGUGUUGUGCUGGUUUCGUCGUUACCACCGAGCGAGGAAUCAUAAGUAACGGUUUGCAACGUCUUCGACAAAUUACAGGCCGACGAAUGCCAAACCUCGUUUUUCUGGYUGCUGGUGUCGAUUGUAACCCCAUCCCCGCCUUGCGCACUCCAAUCGAUGGACGACCACAGCUCCGCGGAAAUAUCUCGCCUGGAACUUCGGUCAGCACAGGUAUCGAUUGUCCUCAUCGAAAGGGAUGAAAAGCUGCAAUCUCCCAAGUGGAUCGCCCUUGCCUCCGCGCUUGCUCUCGAUCUCAUAGUUCUGCCAAAGGCUUUCGACGUGAUGGMAAUAUCGUGAUCGGCUUCGACCUGGGAUGCUUCUUGCCUUUGUCGACGUUUUGGAUUGUUAAAGAGAGACAUUUUGGGGAAUKCUAGAGGACAUUAUGGCACCUUGCUUCUGGUUCUAUUGGUGCUGUUGUGUCACUCUUACUUCUAUUUUAAAAAUUCAAAAAGUGUAUGAAGUUUUUCCUGCCUUCCGAUGCUACAAAAAUGACAAGGAUUCCUCUCUUCAGACGUUUCACGAUUCAUUUUAAAUUGACGUUUUACUCUAAAAAUCGAAAAUCGAUAUUAGAAUCGRUAWUAGAAGUAUUCUGUUAUCACCAUGUCGUUGAAGAUYGGACAUAAAUAAAUUAUGUCGGUGAAGUAUAUACGCGGCCGAUUCGAUUCCCAGAUUGAAAAAGACUUCAUAUCUAAGCGAGUACGUAGUCGUGAUUGUAUUACUUCGAAGURCUAUUAGACGUACUUUUACAGUGGGAACUACUGUACGUACUGUAAUCAAUACCGUUAUGUAUGAUAGUAAAAUAUCAAUGAUAUUAUUGCCUUCUAGUGAUGUUCAAGUUGAAAAGUCAUUUUCUUGGUAGGUUUGCCUUCAGAUUCAGAACAGCUAACAGUAUUACUCUUACUAGGUACUAUACAUAGUAUGGUACGAGAUAUUACGAAUUACUUCUACUAUUUUGAUGUUGAAUGUUGAUGUGAUUGAUGAGGGCAGGAGUAUUGUACCUUCGUACUCGUACAUCAUACACGCGGCCGGCCGCCAGUCACAGGUGUUCGUAUCGUACGAAAAGGGGAUUUUGUUUCAUAUUAUACGUUUUUUUAGAGUUAGGGAUAACACUAUAUUUGGUAGGAAUCAAGCAAUCUGAUUGGCUAAUUAGAUAGAUCAAAAUUAUCGAAACUGUUUUUGGCACACGCAACAACGUUUCACAACCAGAAGGACCCUGCGAAUUCUAAAACUGUAUUUUGAUCUAUCUUAUUAGCCAAUCAUAUUGCUCGAUUUCCACCAAAUUAUAGUAUUAUCCCUAACUCCAAGAAAACGUCUAAUAUGAAACAAAAUCCCCCUCCGAAAACCUGUGCAGUAGUAAGUACAGUACCACCAUACAGUAUUUGGUCCGGAUACUGUAGUACCGUAGGAUUUUAGAACCUUUGAAUGCAUGGUCGCGGUACGUACCGUAACUGCUACCUUCACCAAACCGUCAACCGUCACUCCAACGGUUCCGAARCAGAGAUGCGGUACUCACAAAAACCUCGUUCACAACUACUCGAAACUCCGAUCGGCGGUAGCCAAGAGGUGCACCCAAGUUGACAUCAGAAAAAGCCUUKUAACCAACCGUAGUUUGUUGGAAUGAAUCUUUGAGUCGAAGGAAAGAAACCAUAUAUCCGAUCAGUAUUGUGCCUCCGUCGACACACAAAGGGGUUUCACGUUUGUCAUAGAAUUUACAGCAAUAAAAUUCAAAAGACCGCUUCAUCCUAACCAUGUACGAGCUCACCGCAACAAAAGGAGCUAUCGACGACGCACAGUUUAAAUCCAGCGGGUCGCUUUUCAUUGCAACCAUGCUGGACAAUUUCCUGGGUUGUCCGUGCUCAUCCUCUCUCCAACAGUGCACCGAUCUUGCCGACCUGGGGAACCAAGCCGCCGAACAUAGUUUGUCCUUGAGGGAAGAAACUGCAACAAAAUGAAGAAAGACGCCACAUCCUAGGGUCAAUUGAAUGAGUAAGCGAACGUGAAUGAGCCUACCAGUCAAUUAAUGAAUGGUGUCGGGAACCUAUCGUUUUUUGACGCCCUGGUUGAUACCAACAAUACAAUCGAGAAUUUCACGCGUGCGAUAUGGAAUUGAGUUCGAACAGAAGGCAUACAAAUAUCAGAGUUGUUUCUGGGAAGAGAAGUUUGGUGUGGAAUAGAAAUAUCAUAAGAAGCCGGUCAACGCAUGUGACUGAACAUCUUUCUCAAGCAUCCUUCACUACACAAACAAACGAAUCAACAACUGACCUUUUCUUCAGCAGAGGCCACUGCAAUGGCACGAAUCAGCGGAGUAGAUUAUCUGAAAGAACGAAGUGAUAGACGAAUUCCAUUUCCCAACUUUAGUUGUGAUCAUUUCAUAUCUCAAAACGAUACAAGUUAUUUCGCAUUGAUUGAUAGAUGAAAGUUAAAGCUGCUGCUAUCACUAUCACCACGAUGAACUACUUAGUUUUGAUUUAGUUAUGAGUCUAUUUCAAUGUUUCUCGUCAGUUUUUCUUCGAAUAAAGCUGUUAUCAAAACAAUAAAUUCAAGUUUCCUCAAUYAAUUGCGUUGRGAUCCAACAAGAAACGUGCCCUCUCCACUUKGAUACGAAUAUAAUCUAUUUGACAAAGCUUCAACAGGUGCAUUUCUGCUCCGGGAUAUAAGAGGGGUCACAUAUUAUGAAACAGACUGUGGAGGGGAUAUUUGAAGAAAUGAGAAAGAAGUGUGAGGUAGCACCAUGUAAAGCACGAGUAGAUAGUGAGUGACAGCACAAUAUGGCUCAUCCACUCACUCUUUAUUGUAAACACGUAGUUAUACCACACUAAAGAGCACACGUACAUUUUGAAGGUUGGGCUAUGGACAUUUUGCAWGAAACACCUUUCAUGGUUUUGGUUGUUUUUGUAGUCACUUCUACAUAAAUGAUUAUGUUUAAUGGAUUUAUCUAUGUGUUUAAUUAUAGGUCUAUUUCAACUGAACUGUAAUGAAAUGUGAGUUUAGCAAAGGUUGAUAACACAAGCAUUUUCUGCCAUUCCCAUCAAGUUGCAAUCUGAGUUGUUGGAAUUUCCAAUGCUCAAGCAGGAAUCAUUUCCACGACUGACAYAACUCCCUUGACUUGUAUAGGUCACAGUGUCUAAAUUAGUAGGACCCACAUAUUUGCAUUGACCUUGCUGGACCUGAACGCGACUGUUUCGGUUUCCACCAUUACUGCUCAAUCUGAGAGCAAAGUUGGCUGUCACAGUUGCAUCACAAUUGUUCACGGCAUACACUGAAUACCUUGUGGUUGGUUCAUUGGAAGGGUGUGGCAUUGGCGCAGGAGGACAGUUUUGGUACAUGAAGGUCAUCUCUUCUGUAUUGACUCCAUCCUUUCUGCAGAAUCCUGAUUGACCGUCGCUGCCGUCAAGAAUUUCAUAUGUGCCUCCAUUUUCUUCGCAGCAUGUAACUGCGGGAGAUACCAUAGCUUGUGCGCUUUGCAACGCAAUGAUGAAAACAGUGAUGGUGUAUAUAUUCAUAGYAUUCAUUAUUUUUAGAUUUCGGUGAUUAUAGAUUGGUUUUGGUUUGUUCGUGGAUGUGUUUCUGUUUUGUGAGACUUGGGAGGAAGGAAGAGGUUUUGAUAAUUUUUCGACGACUUGCGCAAAGAUUGUAUAGAAAUGUUCGAAAUUACUGUACUGAAGUAGAAGUAUUUAAUUUCUUUUCUCCGCUUUUACACGAAUAAUUAUAACUUAAGUGCGACGCUGUGAACGAACAAAAAAUGUUGAUUGGUCGUACCUUUUUCUUCUUAUUAUUUUUUAAUGCGGAGAAAUGAGCAGCGGUUAAGUACUUUGUACCUCACAAGACGGGUUUYAAAGAUCGUUUCAAAAAAGAAUAAUACGAGUGAUAAAGAAUAAAAGAACAUGYUGUGUCGGUAAMGGUKUGAAUAUCAGAAUACAUCUGCUGUCGAUAGCACUUAGAAAARUCAUAGMGUGAAUAUGAAGAUGAGUCCGUUGCAGCGAGUACUCACCUCCUUUCCUUUGCUACGUUGCAAGGGCCAACCAGUAUGAAGAAAUUUUGUAAAAGCGAGUGAAUGAUCGGUGUUUCAAAUGUCAUUCACACGAAGAAAAGGAUGGAUGCAUUUCGGUGUCAAAACAAAUAGCCCGCGGACGGAUGGGGUGACGAGCAAAUUGAAAAAAURAGUUUUUUACAUCUCUUAAAUKAUAGCGCGAAACAUUACAGUAAUGAUGAACAUUUCAUAUUAUAUCAAUUUGUGAAUUCUAUAUCAUUGCUAGAAGAGCGAUCUCCAUUUAUCAUGUCAAGUCGUGGGAGUUACAAAUCCAAACCAGAACUCACCCGUGCUAUGUAUCACAGCAAGCGGCAAGUAAGUUGAUAGGAACUGGAUUCUUAUCGUUUUCUCUCUCUAAAUCAAUAUUCAAGUAAAAAGUAGUACCAUCACCAACAAUAAAAGGAAGGGACCAAACUGCAARAUCACCGAGUUAAAAUUCACAAAGGAUCCUUUGAAAAACACAAGAAAGCAAAGCUUSACCAUAUCCCAAUCGUGCCUACCCUGAUAUUCCAUUAUGUUGAGUGCUCGUGCCACGUGGCUGUGACAGUUGUCGCAACAAAUGUUGUGCAUGCGUUGCUUGUAGAUACGAUCGGCUUCUAGGAUCGCCUCGUCCCAMCGCCCGGUKCCCCCGGGAAGCUCCCCGAUAUCCAUCUUGAGGUACCGCGUAGGUCUUCCAAAGGCCAUUCGUGGCAAAGGGCGGGAGCUAUCCGUGCCGACAUUAUACGGUCCCUGGAAAUCGUGGGAGUGGCCACGACUAUCGGCGAUUCCCAUGUGCCCGAUGAAGGGAAGUAUCGCCGUAAUCGGGUGAAGAGGCGACCACAGCACAGCAAAGGACAUAUCACUGUUGCUGCUGUUGGAGCCGGAAAAGGAAUGCAUCGGUGCUCCUGGUUGCUCGUGGACCGCACUUUCUACGUCGCAAGAAGAACUGUUGGUCAUGCUGUUGACUGCUUCUUCAAASUUUGAAUCCAGGCACGGCGGUUUGGGGGUACUAUGUGUGUACCUGUGCUGUUACUGAUGAUAAAAUUAUGACCCUCGUACUUUUUACUAAUACUAGACUUGUGGUCGGAAGGUUGGACGAUGGACGCGGUGUCUGCUCAAGCUAAUUCUCGUAUUGGAGUCUGAAGAAUGCGUGAGAAUUAACGAUACGGAGUGAU